Molecule: messenger RNA, 2072 nt
Organism: Oryzias latipes (Japanese medaka)
Lineage: Eukaryota; Metazoa; Chordata; Actinopteri; Beloniformes; Adrianichthyidae
Source: RefSeq, a predicted model, not a curated record
AAAACGUAAUUUCUGCCCAUCCCGCCGCGUGCUCUGACGUGACAUUAUGGAAUGUUCAAGUCUAAAAGAGCUCGAGGCGGUGUGCGCGAGCGAACAUUCUGACUCAACCGUGGAGCUGCCAGCAUUGAAAACAUUUUUACAUCGUUUUAACGCCUUUCCCUUCAGUGAGAUUAUGGGCCGGGCAUUUUUCUGAGGGAGUGUCGCGCAGCCCGGUUUUUUUUUUUAAUCACAGUUUUACCCACGGAAAUGAUGAAGAAGGACAUUAACCUGAGCCUUUCGGACAAUUCCGACCUAAAACCGCAUAUUCGAGACGUUGACAGCAUCCUGAGCUCCACAGAUUUGGGGCUGCUUAAGCUGGCCUCUCCCGAGCUGGAGAGACUAAUCAUCCAGUCCAACGGAAUGGUAACGACGACGCCGACCAGCUCCCAGUUCCUGUACCCGAAGACGGUGACGGACGAGCAGGAAUUCGCCGAGGGCUUCGUGAAGGCGCUGGAAGACUUACACAAGCAGAACCAGCUGAGCGGAGCCGGGCAGACGAACAGCAGUCUGGACCUCGGGGCUAACAUCGCUCCAGCCGGCGUCCAACCCGACCUGCCGGUGUACACUAACCUGAACAGCUACGGCGGCAGCGGCCCGCUGGGGACCACCGUCAACUACUCCACGGACACCGUCCCUUUUCCGCCUCCCCCGCCGCAUCAUUUGGGGGCAGCCCCGUCGCAGCCGGAGCUCUCCCGGGUCCAGCCGCUGAAGGAGGAGCCGCAGACGGUCCCCGACGUCCAGAGUUUCGGGGAGAGCCCCCCGCUGUCUCCCAUCGACAUGGACUCACAAGAGCGGAUCAAAGCGGAGAGGAAAAGACUCAGGAACCGAAUCGCAGCCUCCAAGUGUCGGAAGCGCAAGCUGGAGCGGAUCUCCAGGCUGGAGGACAAGGUCAAGACGCUGAAGAGCCAGAACACCGACCUGGCGUCGACGGCCGGCCUGCUGCGGGAGCAAGUGGCCCAGCUGAAGCAGAAGGUCCUCAGCCACGUCAACAGCGGCUGCCAGCUGCUCCCCCACGAAGUACAAGUGCACUAAGAGACAGACGCCCCGGAGGCUCCUGACCAGCACAUAAGCUUGAUGGACUUAGUCCGUGUUGGUCUCUGUAGCCCCGUGGGACUGUUCAAAACGGGGUUCCAUGUCAGCUUUGGUAGCAAUUCCAUCCAGUCCAAAUUCAAAUGGUGAUUAAUGCUCACCAUCUGAUUGAACAGAUUAAGUGAAGUCCAAUUAUGUAUUUGAUCAGGCUCAUAUUCGACCCUAUAGAAAUCUUCUACCUCGUAUGUCUGUUUACAGAUGAGAGCAAAUGGAUUGAAACAAUGUAAGAUCAUCAUUUUUUUCUCCUAUAAAAAAUGUUUACUGACUGGAUGCAGUCUCAUACAUGGACCAAACGAAUAUAUCUACUUCAAUGGGCACCAAAAGAUGGGUGCAAGAAAGACAAAUCCCCCACAUUUGAUAUCUAAGAUGAUCUAUAUACAGCAUUUAUUGUAUGUAUUGCAUUUCUGUAAGGAACAGCUUGCAUGUUGCUGACCAACUCGAAUGUUGCCCUUGGCUUGGUGUCACAGGGGACAGGUUUACCAGUGUUUUUAUUUUCAUUUUCACAUUAACAUGUGUGUAUUUAUCUUUUUACUAUUUUUUUUAUACUUUAUUGUGUUUAUGUCUGUGUAUUUUCAUUUUUAACAUUCAGUUGUAACCAGUUUGUUGCACUGACUUGGUCAAGUCUACUGUGACUUGGCUUCAUACACACCAUCGUGUUCUGAAUUAAAUGCUGCUCUACUAUAAAACCGUGUCUGGUUAAUGUCACGUUUGCAACACAAAUCUAAUUAAAGAGCAGAAUAAUGACUGGUUAAAAAAGAAAUACCGGUAUUUAAACAUUUUAUUCCGUAAUCCAAGAAAUUCUCGUACAAACAUCAUUUGUAAUCUUAAUGCCAGAUUCAUGAUGUUUUUGGGGAAACAAACUGUUCUUGUUUAAAUGCUCAAUAAUUCUUGAAUUUGACUAUUGUAUCGUAAAAUUAAAAGCCCUAAUUAAAUAUGCUAAUUUA